Messenger RNA from Ricinus communis (castor bean), 1471 nucleotides. Its product is annotated as protein RGF1 INDUCIBLE TRANSCRIPTION FACTOR 1. The record is from RefSeq and is a predicted model, not a curated record. The coding region runs from base 280 to 1161 and encodes 293 amino acids. Lineage: Eukaryota; Viridiplantae; Streptophyta; Magnoliopsida; Malpighiales; Euphorbiaceae. The transcript is spliced from 5 exons.
GCCAUUGUCACCUCUCUCUCUCUCUCUUCACACACAGUUUUUAUCUUUUCUGGGUUUCUUUCAUUUCCUCCAAACAUGACGCAUACUUUCUCUCUCUAAAAACGACAACAAUUCUGGAGUCUCCUGAAUUUAAAUGUAGGUUUUUGCUCAAGCAUUUGGAGCUCUUUAAUUUAUAACACUCACCAGCUCUACUGCUACUACUCUACUGGUCUUUAUACACAAUUACAAGUUCCAAGAAAAAGGCAGUUUUUUUUUUUUAAGAAAAGAAAAAAGAAAACAAUGGCCAGAGAGAAUAGGUACCACAGCAACACAUCAUCAAGAAGAGGUGGAAAUGAGGGUGAUGAUGGCGGUGAUGAACUGAUGAUGAUGAAUAAUAAUAAUAAUUAUAAUAAUAAUAAUGAUGGUGACGAUGAUGAUAAUAAAAAUUAUAAUAACAGUGGUAGCAGUAAUAAGCCUGCAUGGCUUGAAGGAUUGAUGGCGGAGACAUUCUUUGGAGGUUGUGGGGUCCAUGAGAAUAGCAGGAAGAAUGAGAAGAACAUCUUUUGCUUGCUCUGUUGCCUUAGUAUUUGUCCUCACUGCCUUCCUUCUCAUCACUCUCAUCCUCUUCUCCAGGUGAGAAGAUAUGUUUACCAUGAUGUUGUUAGACUGGGGGAUCUUGAGAAGCUUAUUGACUGCUCCUAUAUUCAGCCCUAUACUAUAAACAGUGCUAAAGUGAUAUUCUUGAAUCAGAGGCCACAGUCAAGGUCUUGUAAGGGCUCUGCCAAUGUAUGCUUCACUUGUGACAGGAUUCUCCAAGAACCAUUUCACUUCUGCUCCCUUUCAUGCAAGGUUGAUCACUUGGUGGAUCAAGGGGAGGAUCUCUCUGCUGUUCUAUACAGAUUUGACGAGUCCGAUUUCGCUUUUUCACAAUUCGAGGGAUUGAGGAUGGAUGGCUCGGAGAUCAUUGAUGAAGACAGUCAUAUUCCCCCUAGCUCCAUUCUAGAGGACCAAGUGCAAUUCAAAGGCUCAUCAUGCUCCAAUGAGACCAUGGCCAAUUCUGGAAUUUCACAGGAAGCUGAGGUUGUGAAGAGAAAGAAGAAAGGAAGUGGCUUCAUUCCAGGGUUUGUACUCUCAUUGAGCAGCAGAAGAAAGGGUGCUCCUCAUCGGGCUCCAUUUUCUUGAAUUAGGUCAGAAAUAUUCACAUUGGCAUAAAAGAAAAAAAGAUGGAGUUUGCUUAUUAAAUAACAUUAUCAUUAUAUAUAUAAAUAUUAUAUGGAAAGCUUAAUUUCUAUUAUCCGGCGCGAUUGAGAUCAGUCAUGGUUUCAACUAAUCCCUGGCAUGGCUAGAAUCUGUUUUCUUUUCUUAUGAAGCAUUUCCAUUACUGACCUUAAGUGGUUGUAGAGAGACUGUAUUUGAAAGUUAGGCUCCCAACUCCACCAGUUUUGUAUGAUGUAAUGGCACUUGCACACAUAUAUAUAUGUUAUUUGCACAA